AUGAAAAGCGAAGAUCGAUCGGCGGUUGCUGAUGUCAAACGAGAGUGGAGAAGUGGGAGAAAUGAACGUGAACGACAAUCUGUUGUAGAUCGUAUUAUCACGAGCAAGAAGAGCGACACCUGUUUCGACCAAUAUGAUCGUUCUGGAAGUGCUGGGAUGCUAAAAUUCGUUCGGAAAAUCGAUCACAAAGAACAAGUACUCUUCAUCAGGUUGAUGACGUAUUCUCCGAUUGAUAAGAGCAUCGCGGACAAUACCGAGAAAUGUGAACACUACACAUGGUUGAGGAUGAUGGUACAGGAACAGAAAGUAGAAGCCAUUGUUUUGACCAAUGUGCGUCAGAGCUCUGUGAAAUCGUUACCACCACGUAAAAACUCGUGA
This is a messenger RNA of Acanthocheilonema viteae, 378 nucleotides long. The record is from the annotation of a GenBank genome assembly. NCBI's taxonomy places the organism in Eukaryota, Metazoa, Nematoda, Chromadorea, Rhabditida, Onchocercidae.